This is a messenger RNA of Eruca vesicaria subsp. sativa (arugula), 402 nucleotides long. NCBI's taxonomy places the organism in Eukaryota, Viridiplantae, Streptophyta, Magnoliopsida, Brassicales, Brassicaceae. The record is from the annotation of a GenBank genome assembly.
AUGAAAGAUGAAAAAGCGAUAGCAAAGGAAAUACUACUUGAGCAUCUAGUGUCAUGCCUCAAGACCGAAGUCGAGUUGAAGGAGAAGGAACUAGAACAUGAACGGAAGGUAACUAAGGAGUUGGAGUCUCGGAUCAUGUUCCAAAUCGAAAAUGGUGACCUUUCUCAAACCCAAAUUGAUUAUUUAAAAGCAUGUUUGAGUAACCAGCAGUUAGAUACGCAACAUUCAUCUACAAGUGGCAUCAACGAGCCAGUUCUUGGAGAUGAUAUCCCAAAGGCUUCAGAUGUUGCACCUGACGAAGGAGGGAGAAACAUGAAACCAUCUGAUGACGUGGAUGAUGAGAUGAAGAAGACCUAUCAUCAAGGAGAGAGCAGCAAAUCUGGUGGUGCAGACGAUGCCUAA